Molecule: messenger RNA, 297 nt
Organism: Aspergillus aculeatus ATCC 16872
Lineage: Eukaryota; Fungi; Ascomycota; Eurotiomycetes; Eurotiales; Aspergillaceae
Exons: 2
Coding region: 1-297 (98 amino acids)
Source: RefSeq, a predicted model, not a curated record
AUGAUCCACCCAUUUGCCGAUGGGAAUGGACGCAUGUGCCGCUUGAUACUGAAUGCCAUUCUACUCAAGUAUGCUGGCAUCGUGAUCUCUGUGGGUGAGAAUGACGAGGGUCGGCGCCAGUAUCUGGAUAUCCAGCGACGAUCUGGCGAGCAUAUGAAGGGCUCAGGAGAGCUGGAGACCUUGAUACUGAAGAAGUUGAUUCCGCGAUACCGAGCUCUUAAGCAGAAGGUUACAGGGAAAAAGGGAUCCUGGAAAGCGGACGCUUCGAGUCCUUCGUAUAUUGCCGUCUCCAUGUGA